This is a messenger RNA of Heterostelium album PN500, 1335 nucleotides long. Its product is annotated as cytochrome P450. The coding region runs from base 1 to 1335 and encodes 444 amino acids. The record is from RefSeq and is a predicted model, not a curated record. Lineage: Eukaryota; Evosea; Eumycetozoa; Acytosteliales; Acytosteliaceae. The transcript has 5 exons. Gene Ontology annotation, molecular function: monooxygenase activity; oxidoreductase activity, acting on paired donors, with incorporation or reduction of molecular oxygen; heme binding.
AUGUUAAUUUUCUUGUUUGUAGUUAUAUUUUUUAUUUCUUUGUUUCAUCAUUUGGAUCCACCUAGAAUUUUGGCGUAUCCUAUCGUUGGUAAUAGUUUUUGGAUAAUCUCUGAUUUACCGUAUAUUGGAUUUCAAAAAUUGAUAGAGAAAUAUGGUGAUGUCUUUGGAUUGUACUUGGGAACGAAAUACACCGUGGUAGUGUGUAGUGCUCCGCUGGCAAAAGCUAUCAUAUCAGACAAUUCCGAUAAUUUUAUAAACAAACCUUCUUCGAUUGGAUGGAGAGAGUUUUCUAGUGGACACAAGGAUCUGUUUUUGGCUAGAGAUAACGAUUGGUACACUGUUAGACAAUUCAUGGGAAAGUCAUUCACAACCACACAAUUGAAAUAUCAACUACCAUUGAUCUAUGAUCAAGCUGACAAAAUGAUUGAAUACUUUAGAUCUUUUGCAAAAUCAAAUUUUAAUUUAAAUCCAAAGGAUGCAUGUUAUAAAUAUUCUAUUAAUAUUGCUUUGCAAAUUCUCGUUUCAAAGGAAGUUUCCUAUGAAGAGGAGGUAGAUAAGGAUUUUGGUAAUAUAGUUCAAUAUUGUGAGAAGAUUGCACAUAAUAUAGGAACUAGUGUUGUAUUAGAGUCGUUUGAAUUCUUAAAGCCUUUGGUCUAUCUCUACCUCAACAAACCAAGAAACUUGAUGGAUCAGUUUAUCUUAUCUGCCGAAGAAUUGGGUGACAGAGAUAGAAUUUCAUUUAUAUCAACCGAUUUCAUUGUUGCAGCCGAUUCAGCAUCAGUUACAAUACUUUGGUUCAUUUUAUUAAUGGUGAACAAUCCUGAUUGUCAAGAAAAGGCAUUCGAUGAAAUAAAAUCAGUUGUUGGCAAUAGAGAGAAAGUUGAAAUUCCAGACAAGACACAGUUACCUUAUCUAUGUGCUGUUAUCAAAGAGUGCCAGAGAUAUAUUCCACCUACACCUUUUAUUUUUCCAAGAGAAUCAAAAGAGUCGAUUGUUAUAAAUGAUAUUUUCAUCCCAAAGGGUGCCAAUGUUCUAGUCAACUUUUAUGCAAUGGCCAGAAACAAGAACUACUGGCAGAAUCCCGAUCAGUUUGACCCCAAUAGGUUCAUGAAUAACAAUCAUUCCGAGAACUUUUUGCCAUUUGGUACAGGUCCCAGGAGUUGUAUUGGAAUGAAUCUUGCGCUAGACCAACUCUUUAUUGCCUGUUCCAAUAUUCUAUUAAACUUUAAAAUCAAAUCAACUGACAACAAUCCGAUAUCAGAAGGUGGUUUAACUUAUGACAUCUUAUUAAAACCCAGUCAAUAUGAAAUUAAAUUUGAAGAAAGAGUUAAAUAA